Messenger RNA from Carlito syrichta (Philippine tarsier), 1590 nucleotides. Its product is annotated as double C2-like domain-containing protein beta. The record is from RefSeq and is a predicted model, not a curated record. NCBI's taxonomy places the organism in Eukaryota, Metazoa, Chordata, Mammalia, Primates, Tarsiidae. The coding region runs from base 1 to 1557 and encodes 518 amino acids. The transcript has 15 exons. Gene Ontology annotation, cellular component: membrane.
AUGCCGUCGAUGGGAGCCUUUGAGAGGGUCUGUGGGAGUCCAGGGAGAGCUCUGAAGCUUGUUGAGAGAAACAGUUUGGACCAUCCCUACCCAAGAAGCCUCAGGAGGGGCUUUGAGGAACAAGGUUUUACUACCCGUGAUUCCAACUCUGCUUUCAGUCCCCUGGAGCUCUGUAGGGAAAGUGGAGAAGGGGUUAUAGUGGGGGAACAAGGCAGGCUUGGGGCCCCUCAUUCAGAUUCACGGAAGGGACCAGCCAAGAAGAUCAGUGUCUUUGGCAAGUUAGUGGAAACCAGAGAGAAGUAUGCAGAGACUGUGCCUGAAGUUGAGGGUGCACAUGUGAGAAGCCUGUCCCUGCACUCCCCGGAGUGUGACUCCGUGUCCUGCUGCAUGGGGGAGAAGUGCGGAUGUGCGAGCGUGGACGCUUCCACCCAGUGUGUCUGCAGACGUCUGCGUGUGCUUGCGGUGCCCUUGCACACCUGCGCGUGCCCCGAGAGCCGGCGCGGAGCCCGGCGUGUGCUGCACGCGCGGGAGGGAGUGCGCGUCCCGCGAGUCCCCGCCCGGCCCGCCAGUGUGCGCGCGGGGUCCCGGGCCGGCGUGCGCGCCGGGAGGGCUGAAAAACAAGGCAGAUUUGCCAUUCCCAUGGGCAUCUGGGUGAGGAAAGUGCAGGUGCAAGCCAAGGCACACGCCAUCGCUGCCCUGGGCACACUGGACUUCAGCCUCCUCUAUGACCAGGAGAACAACGCCCUGCACUGCACCAUCAGCAAGGCCAAGGGCCUGAAGCCGAUGGACCACAAUGGGCUGGCGGACCCCUAUGUCAAGUUGCACCUGCUGCCAGGAGCCAGUAAGGCAAAUAAGCUCAGAACAAAAACUCUCCGUAACACUCUGAACCCCACGUGGAACGAGACCCUCACUUACUACGGGAUCACAGACGAAGACAUGAUCCGCAAGACCCUUCGGAUCUCCGUGUGUGAUGAGGACAAAUUCCGUCACAAUGAGUUCAUCGGGGAGACCCGUGUGCCCCUGAAGAAGCUGAAGCCCAACCACACCAAGACAUUCAGCAUCUGCCUGGAGAAGCAGCUGCCGGUGGACAAGAUGGAAGACAAGUCCCUGGAGGAGCGGGGCCGCAUCCUCAUCUCCCUCAAGUACAGCUCUCAGAAGCAGGGCCUACUGGUGGGCAUCGUGCGGUGUGCACACCUGGCUGCCAUGGACGCCAACGGCUACUCAGACCCCUACGUGAAAACAUACCUGAAGCCAGAUGUGGACAAGAAAUCCAAACAUAAGACAGCGGUAAAGAAGAAAACCCUGAACCCGGAGUUCAAUGAGGAGUUCUGUUAUGAGAUCAAGCAUGGGGACCUGGCCAAGAAGACCCUGGAGGUCACCGUUUGGGAUUACGACAUCGGAAAAUCCAACGAUUUCAUUGGCGGCGUGGUCCUGGGCAUCAACGCCAAGGGCGAGCGCCUGAAGCACUGGUUCGACUGCCUGAAGAACAAGGACAAGCGCAUCGAGCGCUGGCACACGCUCACCAGCGAGCUCCCGGGGGCCGUGCUCAGCGACUGACGCCCGCCACCCUGCCGCCACCUGGGCCGCGCG